Messenger RNA from Oryzias melastigma (Indian medaka), 1541 nucleotides. RefSeq names its product coenzyme Q2 4-hydroxybenzoate polyprenyltransferase (gene coq2). The transcript has 7 exons. The record is from RefSeq and is a predicted model, not a curated record. Gene Ontology annotation, cellular component: mitochondrial inner membrane. Gene Ontology annotation, biological process: ubiquinone biosynthetic process. The coding region runs from base 114 to 1241 and encodes 375 amino acids. Lineage: Eukaryota; Metazoa; Chordata; Actinopteri; Beloniformes; Adrianichthyidae.
CAUUCUUUAAAGCGUAGAAGAAGAAACGCACCAAACCAAAGCGGAAGUACUGCCUGUUUUCACUCAUAUAUCCAAAAAUGUGGAACGUAUUGAUGUGAUUUAAAACAGAAACAAUGUUUUGCACUAAGUUGAGCAGGCGGAUAGCUCUCACCGCCGCCAGAAGCAAUCUCUGCGUGUUAAACUGCUCACUCCGGACUGAAACAGCUGCAAGUAGAGAUGAUUUUCACAUGCAGCCCAGACCAGCCCCAAGAAGAGGCUUUUCCAGCAAAGCUGGGACCACCCGAGUGGUUCUGACACAACUCAGUGGGAUAAGAUCUUUCAGCCUCUCGCCGUCCGCUAUUGUGAACUCUGCACCUGCCUUCGUGCAGCCGUACCUCCGCCUGAUGAGGCUGGAUAAACCCAUUGGAACAUGGCUGCUCUACCUUCCUUGUACUUGGAGCAUCGCUCUGGCUGCAGAGCCCGGAUGCCUUCCGGAUCUGGGAAUGCUGGCCCUGUUUGGAACCGGAGCCGUGCUGAUGAGAGGCGCCGGCUGCACCAUCAAUGACAUGUGGGAUAAAGACUUCGACAAACAAGUUGCCAGGACAGCUUCCCGACCCAUCGCGUCCGGGGACAUUUCCCAAUUCCAAGCUUUAGUUUUCCUGGGAGGGCAGCUCUCUCUUGCACUCGGGGUUCUUUUGUGCCUCAACUACUACAGCAUCGCUCUGGGCGCCUCUUCCUUGUGUCUCGUCAUCACGUACCCGCUGAUGAAGAGGAUCACUUACUGGCCUCAGCUGGUGUUGGGGCUGACCUUUAACUGGGGCGCUCUGCUGGGCUGGGCCGCGGUGAGGGGCUCCUGUGAUUGGUCCGUGUGCCUGCCGCUCUAUUUCUCCGGAGUGAUGUGGACGCUGAUUUAUGACACAAUAUAUGCUCACCAGGAUAAGGAGGAUGACGUCAAGGUGGGAGUUAAAUCCACGGCCCUGAGGUUCCAGGAUCAGACUAAACUCUGGUUAAGUGGUUUCACGGCGGCCAUGAUGUCCGGUCUGGUUGUAGCCGGGGUCAAUGCUGAGCAGACGCUGCCGUACUACGCUGCUCUCACCGCGGUGGCCCUUCACCUAACUCACCAAAUUUACUCGGUGGACAUCAACAAAGCAGAAGACUGCUGGAAGGAGUUCAGCUCAAACAGAAACCUCGGCCUCUUGCUGUUGUUUGGAAUUGUUGCUGGAAAUUUCUGGAAAAAGUCUAAAGAAACUGAUGGAAAAUAAGACACUUAACCAAACACUGUGUUUUUUUAUUAUUGUGAUUGUUUUUGUGUUUUUUAGAAAUAUAAAAUAUAUUUAUUGAUAUGUGGAGUUUUUCUGUAGCCGUACUGCUUUGUUUCAGCGCUCCAACAAUUCUAAAGGGAUCUGGGUCUUUGGUCACAACUCACUGCUUUUCUUUGGCUCCAUGUUAUUUUCAGAGAAAUUCCAGAGUUUCUGUGAUCCAAAACACUCUGGCAUUGUCAUCAGAACAUAAUGAAACUUUGAACAAUUAUUGAGUUUUAAUAAACGUUAAAAUCAAGAUAA